AUGUCCCUUGUCUACAAGUUGUUGAAGGAAUUGAUGGAGAUUAUGGUUUUAUUGGUUUUCCUCAUCAUUUAGGUGCAAAAAAAAAAAAAAGGGACAAUUUAGGAUAAGAUCAUGGACUGCUGAA
Molecule: messenger RNA, 124 nt
Organism: Paramecium sonneborni
Lineage: Eukaryota; Ciliophora; Oligohymenophorea; Peniculida; Parameciidae
Source: the annotation of a GenBank genome assembly